AUGUGCGGACGAAUAUUUCAGAUUCAUAACAUUGCUCAAUUAUUGCAAUUUGCUUAAACAAGAAGGGUUAGGAAUGUUGCCAAUUUUAACCCAACUUAUAACAUGGGACCAACAAAUUAUAUCCCGGCUAUUCGACAUGUUGAGGAUGAUGACAAUUUCUAAGAGUACGAAGAACCAAAUAAUGUGGAAUAAGAAAUGAAUUAAUCUUCAGACAUUGAACAAUAGAUUGAGGAGUAAAGCUAAGAAGUUAUCGAAAAAUAAAAGAAUAAAAGAGGACUUGAUUUUUUUAAAUGGGGAUUCUAAACAAAGUUCAAUCUUAUCAUCAAUGCCAGAAUAGAAGAAAUGCAUGAGAAACAUACCUUUAAACCAUUCUUAGAUAAAAAAAGAUGUGUUAUAAUUGCUGAUGGAUACUAUGAAUGGAAUAAGAAAAAGGAGCCAUUUAAAUUCUCUACAAAUAAACCCUUAUAUUUAGCAGCUAUGUACACAGAUGAUGAUGAAAUCUUCGUUUUAACUAGAGAUGCUUUUGGAGAAUAUGCUAAGGUACAUGAUAGAAUGCCUGUCCUAUUAGAGGAUGACGAAAUCGAUCUCUGGAUCAAUCCAAAAGUAGGCUUCUUUGACAUUAUAGACAAGAAAAUUUUGAAUUCCCAAAAGAAGAUUUGGGGAUAAGUACAAGUCACCAAAGUUGCUCCAUAUGUUAAUAAUAUAAAAGAAAAAAGUGAAAAAUGUUUAAUCACACUCGAGGAGUACAAGGAUCAAUAAUUUAAAAAUGGAAUUGGCAAGUUUUUUUAAAAGAAACAAACCUAAACCACAUAAGAAACACAAGAACCCUAAGAUAAAACAAAAGAAAAAAUAACUAAAUCUUUAGAUGAUUGA
Paramecium tetraurelia is the source of this 873-nucleotide messenger RNA. RefSeq lists its product as uncharacterized. Gene Ontology annotation, molecular function: single-stranded DNA binding. The record is from RefSeq and is a predicted model, not a curated record. Lineage: Eukaryota; Ciliophora; Oligohymenophorea; Peniculida; Parameciidae. The transcript is spliced from 2 exons. Gene Ontology annotation, biological process: DNA damage response.